This is a messenger RNA of Naegleria fowleri, 1329 nucleotides long. RefSeq lists its product as uncharacterized. Bases 1 to 1329 code for a protein of 442 amino acids. NCBI's taxonomy places the organism in Eukaryota, Heterolobosea, Eutetramitea, Acrasida, Naegleriidae. The record is from RefSeq and is a predicted model, not a curated record. Gene Ontology annotation, biological process: protein phosphorylation; regulation of mitotic cell cycle. Gene Ontology annotation, cellular component: nucleus. Gene Ontology annotation, molecular function: cyclin-dependent protein serine/threonine kinase activity; ATP binding. The transcript is spliced from 4 exons.
AUGAAGAGAAAACUCAACGACGCAAUCGCUUCCAGUUCUUCUCUUGGAAGCAUUUCGGAGGGAUACAAAAGUGAUGAUGAAAAGAGUGAUGAUGUAGGAGGGGAAUCAGAAGUGGUAAAUGUAGAAGAAGAUCAUAUGGAUGAAAAAGAGAAUAAUAAUAACGAUAUUAAUUAUGCAUCUUCUCACAAUAUUGCUCCUUCCGAUGGAAAUGAGGAAUUUGAUAUCGAGCAAAUUACUGGAUUUUCAGCUUGUUCAAGCGUUGAAAAUUACGAGUUUUUGAAUAAUAUUGGAAGCGGAACGUUUGGAGUUGUCAGUCGAGGAAAAUGUAAAACUACAGGUGAAAUUGUUGCUCUAAAACGGAUUAAAUUGAUGAAAGACUUUACUUCAAAAGAGGGAUUUCCUUUGACUGCUCUUCGUGAAAUGAACACUUUACUCCAAAUGCGACACGAAAAUUUAGUGUGUGCACGAGAGGUAGUGUGUGGAUCAGAUCUCAACAAAAUAUUUAUUGUGAUGGAUUACAUGGAUCAUACUCUCAAGGAUGUGAUGGAAAGAUAUCGUUUCAGUGUCAGUGAAGGAAAGAGAUUAAUGAUUCAACUCCUUUCUGGAUUGCAAUACAUCCAUGAGGAUUGCUGGCUAAUUCAUCGAGACUUAAAAUCUUCCAAUAUUUUGCUAGAUAAUCAAGGCUGCUUAAAAAUUUGUGAUUAUGGAUUGACAAGAAAAUAUGGUUCUCCAAUUAGGGAUAAUUAUACACCAGUUGUGGUGACUCUUUGGUACAGAGCACCUGAGCUAUUACUUGGAACAAAAAAAUACUCGACUCCAAUAGACAUGUGGAGCGUUGGAUGCAUAUUUUAUGAAAUUAUUACAGGAGAGGUUUUGUUUACAGGAAAGGAUGAAAUUGAUCAAGUUAAAAAGAUUUUCGAGAUACUAGGAAAACCAACUGAACAAGAAUAUCCUGGAUUUACACAAUUACCAGCGAUAAAAAAAUUCAAAUGGCAAAUAGAUAACAUUAAGGGAAGAGCCUCAUUAAUUAAACGUCUCAAGACCCAAUUUCAGUUAUCAGACUCUGGAUGUGAUCUAUUGAACAGGUUACUAUGCUUUGAUCCAGAUAAGAGAAUUACAGCAAAAGAGGCGUUGUCACAUCCUUUUUUCAAAGAAGCCCCUCUCCCUCAAACGAAAGAGAAUAUGCCAUCAUUUCCAUCCUUGCAAACUAUAGACAGCUCUAAACGAAAACAUGCUUCCUCAUCGGAAAGUUUUGACCAUCCUCCACAAGUUUUUCGGUCGGAUGCCAUUGCGAUGGAAAAUGAAUUCAAGAGAUUCAUGGAGCAAUAA